Acaulospora colombiana is the source of this 1812-nucleotide messenger RNA. Lineage: Eukaryota; Fungi; Glomeromycota; Glomeromycetes; Diversisporales; Acaulosporaceae. The record is from the annotation of a GenBank genome assembly.
AUGGACGCACUUGAUUUUGCUGAUUGUGGAAAUGCUUUCGGAGAGGCCAUAGAAUUCCGAGAGGGAAAUCCUAUAAAACUUCUGAGCUAUGAUCAAACGAACAAUGAAAUUAUUUUAAAUGGGAAAGCACUUGACGUCAUAAAACAAAUUAGCGAACCUGUAGCCGUCAUUUCCAUAGGCAAAUCUUGGUUUGCCAAUGUUCUUCACGGUCGACACGACGGUUUCGAACUUGGAGCUGAAUUGGACGGAUGUACCAGGGGCAUAUACAUGUGGGACACCCCAUUUCUACAUGAGGGCAAAUGUGUGAUCGUGCUAGAUUGCGAGGGAAUAGAUGAACCUCGUCAAGAUCAGGAGUGGGCCACGAAGUUAUUUAUAUUAUGUAUGGCCGUUUCCUCCUCGUUUGUAUAUAACAUCAAUGGAAUCGUAGGAAAUUCAGAUAUUGGAAAGUUAUUCCUAAUGACGGAUCUCUCAAAAUACAUCACCCAACCCAGGGGUUGCAAAUUUUUACCAAGAUUGGUGGUGUUGCUAAGGGAUUUCAUGUUGAAAAACCCGGAUGACUUUCGGGAGUAUUUCUUGAAAAGAUUGGACGAAGCUAAUUCUGAAGCUGCGAACGGUGUAAGAGAGUAUUUUGCGAAUUUCGACGUUUAUGGAUUACCUUUUCCAGGAGUUCAAAAGGAAAAACUGCAGUGUAUGGACAAGGUCAAGACGGAAGAAUUAAAUAAAGAGUUUGUCUCCGAAGUUAUUCAUUCGGUGAACGGGAUCCUCGCAAGUGUCGAGCCAAAAUAUAUUGGCGCUUCGUCCAUGUCCGGUGUGAUGUUUUCGGAAUUCCUUGUGGGGUGUGUUGGGGAAUUAAAUGAUCCUGAAAAUAAAGUUAAACUCUCAAUUCCCGAUGAAUACGAUUCUGUGGUCAAAUAUGUCGCUCAAAAAUCAAUCAAGGGAUGCAAAAAAAUCUAUGCAUCUACCAUGGAGAGAGAAAUUGACACUCUCAAAAUGCCAAUCCAAUGGUCGGAAUUUAGUUCGAUCCACUCCGAGGCAUUCAACGAGUCGGAAACCGAAUUUUCGAAAAGUAUAAUCGGCUCUGGACCUCAGAUAGUUAAAUUUCAACUAGAGCUUCAGGAAGGGAUAGAGGAACUGAGGGAGUCUUUUUAUAAAAAAAAUUCUGAGGCACUAUAUAAUUAUAACAAUCAGUUGGCUGAAAAUUUGUGGGAACUCCACGUCACAAAGGGUCUUCUUACUCCAGAUAACCUAUUUCCGAGUAAAGAUGAAUUCGAAGAUGCGAUUGGCAUAUUCGAAAUCGAGAUGGACAGCUUGAUGAUGCCAAGUCCCGAAUUUUCCAAGGUGAUGGCCAACUUUAAAUCCAAAAAUUAUAAAGAUGCCGUUGACAAGUUGGAAUCUUUGGGCGUGUUACAAUCGAGUCUUGCUGGAGAGAUGCGUCGAAACCAGGAAGCGCAACAAAAAAUCCUUGAAUUCGCUGCUCAGGAGAAUGAGAUGGUGACGAAACUGGAAGAGAUGAAACGCGAACGCGAGGAAAUGGUGCGACAAAUUGAGAAAAAGAUGGAUGAAAUGAAUGACGCAUUACGAAAACAGGAAAUUCGGAGCAACGCGAUCCUGGAAGAAAUGAGAGAGGAAAAGGAUAUGGCGAUUUUGACGUUGAGGAAUGCAAAGGAAAAUACGAUAGUACAACGAGAAAAAGAUCUUGAGAAUCUGAGGAAGGAUAAAAGCGAAUGGCAGGAUAUUCUGAAAACUCUGGUUCCGGUUAUUCAGGUCGGAUUAAAGGUUUUGGGCGCAAUUUUUCUGAAGUUGCUCAUCUGA